Porites evermanni is the source of this 7783-nucleotide messenger RNA. NCBI's taxonomy places the organism in Eukaryota, Metazoa, Cnidaria, Anthozoa, Scleractinia, Poritidae. The record is from the annotation of a GenBank genome assembly.
AGGUCAGUGUUUUAUUGCCCACAUGAUCCACACUUAGUUUGGGAUUUACGUGACACCACUUCUCCCUGGGUUUUGGCCGCUGUCGCAUCUAUAAUCUCUCCACUUGCGGUUCUUUUGAACGCGUUAAUAAUCAUAGCAGUAAGGCAGAGAAAAGAACUGCAGAGAGCUUCCAAUAUCUUGUUAUUAAGUUUGGCCGUUACAGAUGUUCUAGUAGGAAGUUUAAGUAUACCGUUAUCUGCCGUGGUUGAACUGUUAGUUACUCGUCAAGUACAGGCUGACCAUUCCAUUUGCGUGUUGGACUUUGUAGCCAUAUCGUCCACGGUCUUUCUCGCGAUUUGUUCGUUUUUCCAUCUGACAAUGAUUGCUUGGGAAAGGUACGUGGCCAUUCGAAAAUGGAUUGACUACAAAGUGAUGGUGACUAAAGGUCGUAUGAAAAAGCUGGCGUUAGUAGCUUGGGUAUUAGCAAUUGUAACUGUAUCACCAAACUUUAUCACGGCACCGCUCACAGGAAUGAUGAGGGCGAAUGAAGGGGUUUUAGCUCUGGAAAUUUUCCUCAUUGUCCUUUCAGUUUUGCUAAUAUCUGCCCUAAGUCUUAUCGUAUAUUUUUAUGUCAUGGUGUACCUUGGAGUUCGCAAACGCAAAUUAAGUCAAAUUCUUCAAGUCAGCGAGUUGGUGAGCGUAAAACAGGAACGCAGAAUAGCUAUGACCGCUGCCGUAGUUACGAUUGCUCUGAUUCUUUCCUUCUUGCCAAGUAUUCUUGGCGGUAUGUUGCAAGGAAUUUAUCCAGUCUUUCGUCAACGUUUGGCGAUGCGUGUAGCGGACAUAUUUUUGUAUCUAAAUUCUGUAACUAAUCCACUCAUUUACUGCUACAGAGAUCGCCGUUUUAGGAACGCCGUGCUCGAGAUUUUGAAGAGUAGGAGACCCAAAGAAAAGCCGUCCGUUGUAACUGAUGCAGCAAGAUUCCGCGACGUCAAACAUAACGAUGUAUUUGGCUCAGGGAAAGAUACGCUACAGAUGCGAAAGGUGGAAAACCAAGUUCGUUUAACAAGAUCAGCAUCAUGUGAUUUGACUCGAUCCGUAGAUCGAGCUUAUCUCGACACUUACAAAAUACGCUUAACAAGAACCAAGUCAUCUCUGUCUCUCCCAUGACAGUUUCUUCGAAGAUAUUUAAUUUUUCUUUUUAUCUUUACCCAAAUCACAGGCGGCCCAAGCUCAGUCGUGUGUGAGUUUAAUCAGUAAUACAGUCAUGUAGUCACAUUGCGUAAUUUAAAAUGGCGUGAAUAUAAAGGAUUUGUAUGGGAAUUCAGGUACAAGAUUUAAGUAGAUAAAUACUAGCUCGCUAGAAUGUUCCAGUGGAAACUCUGGGUAAAAGGAAAUCGCUUAAAUCGCAAUGGAUUGGGAAAAUAACCACACAGCAAGCAAAAACGAGCAAAUUUAAUACGGUUAGCUGUAUUUUAUUGAACAUUCUAGCGAGUAUUUAUCUACUUCAUUCCCAUACAAAUCCUUUAUAUUCACGGCCAUUUUAAAUUACGCAAUAUGAAACUACAUGUAUUAAUGAUUAAACACACGCUGAGCUGAGGUGCUUGUGCCCAAAUAUUUAGUCAAUUGAAACCAAACGUCCAGCAAAUGUCCAGGAAUGGCAAAACAUCUACUUACGGUUGAGGUGCACCUUUGCCAAUAUGCCGAUCUGAAAUAGCCCCAGGGGGAUACUCAAGAAAAUUUUAUACGGGGAGGCUCCCCCUAGGGGACGAACCCCCUACCCUUGUUAUAUACCAUUUGUUGACAGAAAAGGUACCCCAUUCUUUUCUUAUACCUUUCAUUGACAAAUGGCCGCACCCCUUACGCAAAUUUAGUUUAGAGCUUUGCAUCCCUUUUAACUACUGUAAACGCACUUUCUUUUUAAAUGGCUUAAAAAAUAGAAUUAAAGUCAAAAAGACUACUGCAACGACUGAUCAAACAACGUCAAAAAGGCUGAGGUAUACAAUAUUUCGACUGGCCAGUAACAGGUGUUGGUGAACCUGGUGAGGAGUGGUAUUGACCAGUUCGAAGACUUUGAGGAGUUUAAAGAAGAGGCACUUUCUUUGUGCGCGAAUGUUUGAGGCAGAAAGGCCUAGAUAAAAUCUGUGAGACAUAUAAAAGUUUACAUAAACUUAGUGUAUCGUACAAUGCGAAAAUUAAUACGCUGACGAAACGGUUCCAUCGUGAUAAGAAAGUACUCAUCACAGUUAAGCUCGUCGGUUGUUUGUUUAUCAUUCACUAUAUUAAACAUCUUUAAAAUUCUAGUUUAUAGUUCUGUAUUUGAUAUUUAAAAUCUGAUCAGUGUGGUCUUUUUUUGCAAUAAUUGUCUCGAGCGGCUAGGAGCGAUUUGCGUAGGGUGCUUCACGCACGAUUUUAAUCAGAUUAUUACAGAUUUCCCAUAAAUUUGGUAUUUGCAGUGUAUUUACUGAAAAAUGAAAUUUUAGUGUUGUCCCGGGGUGGGGCAUUUGCACCGUAUUUAAGGCCCCACAGUGGGGUUUUUGUAUGAACGCCCGGCCCCAACGUGGGGCAUUUGCAGCUUUUCCAAAACAAAAUGACAAAUGCCCGGGGGAGAAGGGCACGCUUGGAAUUGACUGAGCCAUUACCUUUCUUUUGUUGUAAUUUUGACCGGCUUACAAGUAAUUUCCAGUCUAGAGUUGUUGGUAAACCCCUAACGGCGUAACAGCGUAACGAAACUUGAUUUCUACAAACUGUUGAGCGGGAGAAAAAUCUUACUACAGGGCGCCCACACAAACUUGUGUAACCGAUGUAAUUUUAUGGAAAAUGUACUGUAUUUACCGUUUGCUUCAUCUGUAGCGGUACAUCGGUAAAUAUGUGCAUAGUGCAUCAAAGCUAAAUAAUUGUUGUGUUACCUUAACUUCGCAGUAAAUUCAGCGAACUCAAAAUCCUUGAAAAUCGCUCAAAGUACCACUUCUGAGGCAAAGGACGAUAAUAUAUGUCAGUAAUUUUGCUAGUUUAUGUAAUCUUAGACUGCAAAACAGACGGGUUUUUUCUCUAAAUCAGUAAAGAAAUCGGUAAAGCGUGGCGUAAGCGCCUUACGCGCGUGAAGCGCGCGACCCUAACACCACGGGCGUGUGAGGCGAGAGAAAAAGAACCGUUUUUUAGCAUCUCUCCCCAGUCUCGCUCUCUGUUUUCAGCCUCGUUCCAGACCUUUUGUUUGACUGCAUGCGCGUACUUGAAUACGCAAAAAUCGUGACUGCUUUGCAGUCUAAUGUAAGUUAUGCUGAUUUUAGCAAAACAGCAGAAAUAAUGCUUCCACUAAUUUAGUUCAAAUUAAGUCAAAACAAUCUUAAAUACUAAAUGCAACAAGUAAAUGGCAGACACAUAUUUACCCUAUUUACAUCUACAAAAUCUAAGAGUGCCUAACGCGUUGUGUCUGACAACUAUAAAAACUUAAACUGUGCCCAAGAACAGAUAAAGUUCAGUUGCUAAAAAAGGUGAAUUGCCAAAUUAAAGAGAGAUACAGAAACUGACGUUCAAACACUACUGAUCCCACCUGAUCAGCUUCUCAAUCUUUUUACCAUGGUGAGUUUCCUUUCUCAACUCAGUUACAUGUGUUUCAUUACGCUGAUUUAGCAACAGGACGGGAACGUCAGUUGACGACGGGAAAGCGCGCGGAAAAGACUAAACACGACUUCCGGUGCGCAAUUUGCCGCUCUGCCAUUGGUCAAGCCAGUUGUUUGAUCUGCGCGCGCCGUCGUCAACCGACGUUCCCGUUCUGUUGCUAAAUCAGCCUAUUAUUCCAGCGACCUGAGAGAGGAUAAUGAAACACACACUUUAUGCUCUUUUGCAACGACUUAACACUUUUCCAAAAUAUAUCUGUGUUCAUAAGAAGCAACCAAAGAAUAAGGCCUUGGAAACCCGGCAGCCGGCAGACGGAAAUCAAUAUAAGCACACUUAAAAACUGUUCCCGAGCCCCCCAAAUAGAACCCAAAUUUAUUAUCCAAAAAAGCCCUCUGUGAACGCUCCUCUCUAUACAGAGAUACAGGGAAAAUAGACACUAAAGGGGUGAAUUCAUUGUGAUAUCCUAUAAUGCAAGCCCUCCACACACACAAUCCCUCCACCAUAGAGAGGAGAAAAUAGACACUGAAGGGGUGAAUUCAUUGUGAUAUCCUAUAAUGCAAGCCCUCCACACACACAAUCCCUCCACCAUAGAGAGGAGAAAAUAGACACUAAAGGGGUGAAUUCAUUGUGAUAUCCUAUAAUGCAAGCCCUCCACACACACAAUCCCUCCACCAUAGAGAGGAGAAAAUAGACACUAAAGGGGUGAAUUCAUUGUGAUAUCCAAAAAUGCAAGCCCUCCACACACAAUCCCUCCACCAUAGAGAGGAGAGGUGUGACCUCAGGUUACCAUAGUAACCAAAAUUUCUGGAUCACAACAAUAGGGAGCUUAAGCAACAACGACGGGGACGGCAAAGAGAUUGGCAGAAAAGCAAUAGGUUAAGGGCCUGUUUAGCUAGAGGUGGGGGACCCCAGGUAGGUGGGGUAACCCGUAUGCCCAUAUAAUCUCUAAUUUUGAUUUCGUCACGUUUACAUGAUGGGUACCCUGGCUCCAGAGGUCCGUUCUCAAUAUACCUAAUAUGAAAUAAACGAACCAUCAAUAUCCAUAAGAAAAAAUAUCCUCUGGAACCCAGGGUACAUGAUAGGUGGAGUGACCCGCCAAGGCGGGUAGCCCGGUCUUCCAGACCGGGUAACCCUCCAGCCAGGGUCACAUUUUGCCAUGUAAACAUUUCAAGGUGGGGUAGGUGGGGUAAACCGCCUAGCCGAGCUCGGAUUCGUAAAACAUCAUAAUCGCGCACAAUUCACUUUGGCGGUGGCUUUGCAUCAUUAUUAAAGGUAACAAUAUAGAAAGCUACAGCACUGAAGGUUGCAGCAAGAGCAGCAGGUGAAUGUGGAAGAGCAUUAAUCGCCCAAACAGGUCCUUUGCCAGCCUUUUUUCUUGUUUACGUGCUUAGCAACCAUUCAAUAAUCUUGACAAAGUGCACCCCGGGAUGGCGGGGUUGUAAGAUUGCAUGUAAAGGAGGACGAUUUUUUUACCCCACCUAACCGGGUUACCGCACCUGCCUGGGCAACCUCGUCCCCAGGGCUUUUCCCUCCAAAAAAAAACACCCAUUGUUUGAGGGAAAAGCCCUGGGGACGAGGUUGCUACCUGGGGUCCUUCAAUUCCAUGUAAACAGGCCCCUUAUAUUAGCAAGAAAACAACUUUGCAUGUGCAUCACGCUUUUUUGUACAUUUCUUAGCCGUCGUUCCACGACUGGAACAUGAAACUUCUUAAUUUCACCUACCCACGGUAUUGAGUAAGUGAACACAACACAUUUUUUAUUUUCUUUUCUAAACUUACAUACGGUCCUUUCGAUUCAACUCCAGAAAAUUUCGCCAACAUUUGACAAGUUAAAUGAAAUUGAAGAAGAUCGAUAAAGUUUUAAACAGUGCGAAUUCACUUUUUAAGUGACGUUUCCGUUUCUUCUCAUCUAGAAAUUUUGCCACCAUGGCAACGUGAUGUAACAACUUCUCCUCUCUUUUCACAACACUCAUAAUGAUAUGCGUAGUUCAAAUACACCUAAUAAACAGGUUUUGCGUGGCUAGUCAAACGGUUUCGCGUGCGAUUACGUAACUCCUUAAGAUAAAUAACGAUUUCGCGUGGAAAUCACUGAUUCGUGCUGAGUUCUCAGCGGAGCCACGCGAGGUGAACGGCCCAUGCACCCUCCCACCCAGAAAAUCGCGUGGGUCGUAUUACUAACUACCCCUGAGCCAAGCUGGGACACCUUGGCUUAGUCGAUCUGCUGAUCAAUCAUUUUUCCGUACCUUAAUACAACUGAGCAUGAAUAUUGAUGUCGUUGAAUAGAUUACUAUUGCUCAACUGGCGUUUCCAGGGCUGAUUGAAUUCUAAAGAAGUAAAGGCGUUGGUGGCAUUUUUUUUAAUUUAGAAAAGAUCCCAUAGUUUCUAGGUUUUCACUACAUCCUUCACUAGCACUUGAAUUUGAUUCUUUAAGUGCUUUUUAGUUAAUCUCAUUGAUCUUCAGAUUAAUUGUCAUUUACCAAAGUGUCCAAAAUAUGCAUGCACUACAUCACUUACGCUUAUUAUCCUGACUUAAUUUCAGCGGAUAUUUAAAAACAGCGCAAAUGACAGAACCCAAAAUGUAAUUUUCGCCUGUUAAUUGGAAUAAGUACUGAAGAUUGUGAAUUUGCAUAAAUAAAAAAAAAAACGAAAAUAAAGGAUCAGUAAAUUGAGCGGAAAUGUGGCUUCAUGCUACAGGAACUGGCUUAAGCUCCGGAUUGAUCGACCACUUAGUUCGAAUGCGGACUAAACCUUAUCUUACACCCCUAAAAUCGGACAAUAAUCAGUUACUACAAUGACUAAUUCAGCUUUCGCAGAGUAUGGUACCGGACUAAAACAAUAACCUCACUCAGAAAAAACAUUACGGCAUUUUCCUGCUUUUCUUCCUUAUAGCUUAUAGCAAUUGUUUGCAGCCUUUUUGAGUCGGUAAUUAUAAAAACUAAAUCUUAAUACCAAAUUAUUUUGAUACCAACACUUAUCGUAAUACAGCUGCAAUUUUACAAUACCAUGUCCCUUCCUUUAAUACACGGUAUUAGCUAAGUAACCCUCAUAACUCGGGAGGAAGGCGUUCAGCACCAUCCUAGAAACACUGGGAUAGAUGAAAAAGGGUUUACCAUGGGCCCAAACGAAACAGAAAGAGCGACCAUAUUUUCUAACAGUACCAGGUCAGUGUUUUAUUGCCCACACGAACCACACUUAGUUUGGGAUUUCAAUGACACUACUUCUCCCUGGGUUUUUGCCACUUUCGCAUCUAUAAUCUCUCCACUUGCCGUUCUUUUGAACGCGCUAAUAAUCAUAGCAGUAAAGCAAAGGAAAGAACUGCAGAGAACUUCCAAUAUCUUACUAACAAGUUUGGCUGUUACAGAUCUUCUAGUAGGAAGUUUAUGUAUACCGUUGUCUGCCGUGGUUAAACUGUUAGUUCCUCAUCAAGUACUGGCUGACCAUUACAUUUGCAUGUUGGACUUUGUAGCCAUAUCGUCCACGAUCACUCUCGCGAUUUGUUCGAUUUUCCAUCUGACAGUGAUUGCUUGGGAAAGGUACGUGGCCAUUCGAAAAUGGAUUGACUACAAAGUGAUGGUGACUAAAAGCCUUAUGAAAAAGCUGGCGAUAAUAGCUUGGGUAUUAGCAAUAGCAACUGUAUCUCCACCAAACUUUAUCACGGCACUCAAAGGAAUGAUGAGGGCGAAUGAGGCGGUUAUAGCUCUGGAAAUUUUCCUCAUUCCUCUGUCACUUUUGCUAAUGUCUGCCCUAAGUCUUAUCGUUUAUUUUUAUGUCAUGGUGUACCUUGGAGUUCGCAAACGCAAAGUAAGUCAAAUUCGCCAAGUCAGCGAGUUAGUGAAAGUAAGACAGGAACGCAGAAUAGCUAUGACCGCUGCCGUGGUUACGAUUGCCCUGAUUCUGUCCUUCUUGCCAAGUAUUCUUGGCGGUAUUUUGCAAGGAGUUUAUCUACUCUUUCGUCAACGUUUGGCGAUGCGUGUAGAGGACUUAUUUUUGUAUCUAAAUUCUGUAGCUAAUCCACUCAUUUACUGCUACAGAGAUCGCCGUUUUAGGAACGCCGUGCUCGAGAUUUUGAAGAGUAGGAGACCCAAAGAAAAGCCGUCCGUUGUAACUGAUGCAGCAAGAUUCCGCGACGUCAAACAUAACGAUGUAUUUGGCUCAGGGAAAGAUACGCUACAGAUGCGAAAGGUG